GCAAUUGAAUCUUUCUACUACUGAAUAUUCGUAUAUAUCCUCCACAUUCUGGGAAGACAUUUUAUCAUUUUUUGACUAUUGCCUAUUCAAGUUUUGGGUUCAUCAAACUGCAGCAAUAGUCAUAUUUUGAAAUAGGAGGAAUGGAGGUGUUAAGAGCUUUUGUGAACAGUCCCAUUGGCCCUAAAACAACUCAUUUCUGGGGCCCUGUUUUCAACUGGAGCCUCCCUAUUGCAGCAUUUUUAGACACCAAGAAACCCCCAGAAGUGAUAUCAGGCAACAUGACUGCAGUAAUGUGCGGCUACUCAGCAUUAUUCAUGAGGUUUGCAUGGGUGGUACAGCCACGCAACCUCCAUCUUCUUGUCUGCCAUGCCUGUAAUGAAACCGUGCAGCUUUAUCAGCUCUCCCGUUGGAUCAAGGCUCAACAGAAUUCACAGAAGAAAGAUGAAACUGAGGCACCAAACGGCAACAAAGAUGACUAGUACCACAAUGAUCAUUACACCUUGAUCUUCAAUAAAGCCUCUAUUGUAAAAUUUGCUUCUUUCUCAACAAGAUGAAGUAUAAUUUUCUAUAAAGCUUGAGUAAACAAAGCUUAAUAGCUUAUCUGCGCUACUUAACCUUUGAUUCGCUUGGUUAUGGUUUGUUUAAUAUUUUAGCUUAAAGAUGAGCUGCAUUCAUUGAUUUGUAAACUUUUACAAAGAAAGGAAGAAAAAGUCUCAAUACAUUGAAAUUAAACUCAAAGAUAUACAAAUUAAAGA
This is a messenger RNA of Gossypium arboreum, 755 nucleotides long. RefSeq names its product mitochondrial pyruvate carrier 1-like. Gene Ontology annotation, biological process: pyruvate import into mitochondria. The transcript is spliced from 5 exons. Lineage: Eukaryota; Viridiplantae; Streptophyta; Magnoliopsida; Malvales; Malvaceae. The record is from RefSeq and is a predicted model, not a curated record. Bases 141 to 479 code for a protein of 112 amino acids. Gene Ontology annotation, cellular component: mitochondrial inner membrane.